Messenger RNA from Oncorhynchus mykiss (rainbow trout), 3874 nucleotides. It is a transcript of the gene raver2, whose product is annotated as ribonucleoprotein, PTB-binding 2. NCBI's taxonomy places the organism in Eukaryota, Metazoa, Chordata, Actinopteri, Salmoniformes, Salmonidae. Gene Ontology annotation, molecular function: mRNA binding. Gene Ontology annotation, cellular component: nucleus. The record is from RefSeq and is a predicted model, not a curated record.
CACAGACGCCCACCUAUCACUGCCUCCACUCACUUUCUAUCACAGCAACUCAAGAUGGCGGCAGCUUCCUCCAUCCAGCCGCCGACCGUUCACUCUUUGAACCAGGAAAGUGCAAAUUUCCCGGAUUCUGACAGUCCGGAGAGCCGGCAGGAUGAGGACGCAGCAUCCGAGGGGACCAGUCUCAGAGACUUACCCGAUUUGGAACCGGAGGAAAUUGAGAAGAGGCUAGAGAGAACUCGCCGCGAGCUGAGCAACAGGAGGAAAAUCCUCAUUAAAAACCUUCCACAAGAUACAACCAACCAGGAGGUCCAUGAGAUUCUGAGAGAAUACGAGCUCAAGUACUGCUUUGUGGACCGCACCAAAGGGACAGCAUUUGUGACCCUGCUGAACGGUGACCAGGCUCAGGAUGCCAUCCGCUCCCUCCACCAGAGUAUGGUGCGCAGCCGGGACAUCACAGUGCAGCUCCAGCCCACAGACAGUCUGCUCUGCCUCACCAACCUGCCCCACACCUUUACUGCCCAGCAGCUGGAGGACCUAGUCCGUUCCUACGGAAACAUCGAGCGCUGCUUCCUGGUCUACAGCGAGCUCACCGGACACUCCAAGGGCUACGGCUUUGUGGAAUACAUGAAGAAGGACUCAGCGUCGCGGGCGCGGUCGGAGCUACUGGGGCGACCAGAGGGGGAACGUGCGGUCAUGGUCCAAUGGACAGAUGUGAACCAGUUGACUGCGGGUCACCACCUCCACUCUAAGUGCCUCUGUGUGGACCGGCUGCCCCAGGAGUACGACUCAGAAGAGCUGACCCUCCUGUUCUCAGACAAAUACAAACCUGUCUUCUGCCAGCUAGCCCAGGAUGAGGGCAGCCCGGUGCGAGGGUUCGGGGUGGUGGAGUAUGAGAGUGCAGAGCAGGCGGAGGCCAUACUGAUAGAGAUGGACAGAACACUGGUGGGAGGACAGGAGAUCCGUCUCUCUCUCUGCACCCCCGGAACCUCAGGCAGGAGCACAUUGGCAGCGCUCAUUGCUGCUCAGGGUGUGAUGUUGAGUAAUAAGAAGGGCUUACUGCCGGAGCCCAACUUGGCCCAGCUGCUGAACAGCAUGACCAACCCAGCAGCCCUACAGGUCCUCAUGAGGCCUUACCACACUGGCAAACGAGGAGGGAAGUUUGGCCGGCCUCCUAGCCUGUCUCCAUUCCUCAGACCCCCCCUCACAGCAGCCCUGUUCCAACUGGGGAAGGUACAGCAGAGUUCCAUGUUGGGGAACGGUCUGGUGCUUCAGAAUCUAUUGCACAUGCAGCUGGCCCAGCAGCAGCUCCUGCACAUCAAAGACAAGCACAUGAGCAAUGUAUCUAGUCUGUUGGGUGACCCCUCUCGUCUACUUCUACAGAAAGUGCUUGGUCUCAGACCUCCAGCCCCCAUGGCCCUGGGAAAGGGUCUGCUGGGUGACUCCCCCACUGAGUUAGGUCAGGAGUCCCUGCCAAUGUCCAGUCAGGCCUCAGUAUCGGCAGCGGGCAUGAUGCCCUACCUGCAGGCGCAGACACACCUGGGAACAGCCGUGGGAGGGGAACAGAACGAGGCCUGCAUCUACACCACAGCCUCUGACAGGCAACCAGCCCCUCCUGGGACCAUGGCGAAUGCUCAGCCCCAGGGACAGAGCUACUACCUGGGUCCCCCACCACCUAAAGCUCCAGGGGGCCACCAGCCCGGCCGACACAGCUACAGCAGCACUGAGAGUAGCCCAGCUAGUGGAGCUCCCAGCAGUCAGUUCUCUCUCCUGGGUGAACCCCCUAAAGAGAUGAAGCUACCUUCCAAUCCAUACCUGAAUCUAGCUAGUGUGUUACCUGGCAUGGUGCUGCAAGCCCCGACGGCCUGUAAAAUGCAGACAGGGCAGCCUCUAGUUGGGGUGUACAGCAGUGCUAUGCCCCCUGUCUCCCAACCCUCCGCUUCCCAAACCCCAGCACCCUACAGCACCGAUACCUCUGCAGACUACAGUCACUACAGCCAGGCAUACUCACAGGAGGCUGUGCAGCAGUGGUACCAGCACUACCAAGCCCAGAGCUACAGCACCGCCCCACAGGAGAGCCAAGCUAAGGACUAUAGCAAGGAGCACACACAGCAGGCUGUGGCAGCGGCGGUGCCAUCCUAUGGGGAUUACAGCUCUUACAUGCAGGCUGUCAGUCAAUACUACUGUCAGCCUCCGAUGACCCAGCCACCUCCCCAGGUCUACCAGCACAGAGACCCUACCAAGGAGGCUGAUGUGUGUAAGUCGCUGGGUGUGUCUCUCCAUGCAGUCAGUAACGGCAGUGCCCAGUCGGUGCUGCCCACCGCGGUCCUGCCAGCCUACAGCACCAUGCCUAUGAUGUCAGGCUUCAUGGCCGCGCCACCUCACGCCACACACCCACCCAGCUCCACCACACACAUCCAGAGUGCCCACGCCACCAAUGAAUGGAACCAGUACUACUACAAUCAGACGAGUCGGGGGCAGAAGCGGGAGUACCCUCACUUGGCCGUGCACAAUAUGACAUCAGAGGGGGCGUACGUGGGUCAGCACUCCCAGGGGCUGGGGGGUCAGUACGCUGACUACUUCAAGAAGAAGAGGAUCUAGAGAUGACCUCUGAACCCCUGCACCCUAUCUCCUAAACCAUACAGUACAUACACAGUCUCAGCUUUAGUGUUGUAUUAUGUUGGUAUACACACAGACACACACACAAGGCAGACUGACACACACACACUAUGUUGCUUUUGUCCUGUUAAAGCCUUAACUCAGUUGGUGUAAAUGUUUCUUGACUAAUAAUGGACAUUGUUUCUAAUGUAUGUGAGCUGCUUCUGUAUUUUAGGGUCAGUCAGUCUGCCUUGUUGGAGGCCAGUCAGUGUGUAGUCAGGUUUCCCUCUCUUUCUGUUUCUAUCACUCUGUUUCUAAUCUCUCUGUGCGCUUUUCUACAAACGGGGGAAACUGGCCAGUGUUGCAGACAGAGUUGAUUUGAUGACUCACUUUAACUGACGUGUUUUUCUCUUUUUCUGAUUGCCUAAGCUCUCCUUUUAUCUCUCUCUUUGUGGAGACCUUGAUGUAGUGUGUGCGUGCGUGUUGUGUCGUAAGUGUAGGAGUGAUCAGCCAUUCACAGGGUAGAAGAAGGCAGGGCUACCCUGGAAACUCAGAGACACAGGGUGAGGGAUGUCUCAUCACUGCUUUUAACCUUGAACAAUGGACACUUAUAGACUCCUAUUGGUGUGGUGUACUAGGAAAUGAAUGGACACCUAACUUGGUACCUUAUAGACAUGACAAUAGUCACUGAGUGGACACCUCUUUGGGUCGAUAUAGCCAUGUAUUAUAACUAGCUAGUGGAUGGACAUUUCCAAGACCUAGGCCUUCUUCUUAUGGCUCUGUGUAUGAUAGCUACAGGGUGGAAACCUUUUUACUGUUUAUAAUGGCUGUCGUUUUCUGUAGGGGCCAUUGAACAGUGGCUCAGUCGAGGAACAGAAGGCUCCCCUCUUCUUUUUCUGCUGUUUUUUAAAUGACUUUUCUGGACGGGAAGCGCUGUGGAGACACAAACCAACCAACUUUAAUACUGCUUCAUAAACUGCCAUUAGAAAUGAAACAGGAGAGUAGCCAUGUUGAAUUAUCUCAGAGUAAUUUCCAUUUGGAUUCAGUUAAUUCAGAAAGUAAAAGAUGACCGUCAAUUUUCAUCAAGCCAUGAAUCAAAUUUAAAUGAAUCACCUUGAGAUUUACGUGGUACAGCAGGGGUAGGCAACCCUGUUCCUGGAGUGCUAAAGGUAUUGUAGGAUUUUAUUCCAACUAGGCACCACACCUGACCAACUGAGCUAAUUGAUCAGUUCAGUGAUUGACUAAAUUAAACACACCUGGUCUUGCAGGUCGGUUACAU